Solea senegalensis (Senegalese sole) is the source of this 5609-nucleotide messenger RNA. RefSeq names its product retinal degeneration 3, GUCY2D regulator (gene rd3). The record is from RefSeq and is a predicted model, not a curated record. NCBI's taxonomy places the organism in Eukaryota, Metazoa, Chordata, Actinopteri, Pleuronectiformes, Soleidae. Bases 4057 to 4704 code for a protein of 215 amino acids. The transcript is spliced from 5 exons.
UAGAUUACCUCAAGGUGUUAUUGUGCUUCAUUUUACAGUUUCUGCGUGUCGGCUUAUCAAACGGCUCAGACUGCAGAUUCACUGACCUUAGUCCUCAGUCCCUUCCUUGUGAAAUGUUACGCUAGACAAAGGCCAAUGGAAAAAAAGGGGACGUCAGCAAAUCAGAGGGGUGUUUGUUCCACCACACUCAUGUGAUGUGUACUGAAUUUCCUUCCCUAUAGUCACACCAGAGGGCAGCUCUGCUGUCAGGCUAAAUUCACACCCAGUCAAAUGUUGUAGAACAAAUCUGUUCAUCCGCUCAUUACUUGUUUCCAGGAACUCACUCUCCUUCCUCCUGACAUUUCUUGUAAAAUUCUCCACCAUUUUUAUGUAAUGUGAUGAAGAAAUAUUCAGAUCCUUUACUUUUUCUCUCCUGUAUUUUAAAUGUGUAAAAAAUGAGUUAUUAGUUUAGUGUCUUGCAUUAUAUAAGGAAAAGAAAAGUAAAAUAACAACACAACUCUGGUCGCUAUAAAUCUGUUUAUAAAUAGCAGAAAUAAACUUGUUACUAAUGUGUUAUUUAUACUAAAUGUCAUUACUUGAGUUCAUUUACAUGUGUUGCUCUUCACCUCCAUCAAAAACCUAAUAUGUGUUUAUAAAUAUUAUUUUAUAUUGAAACCUGUAACAUGAAGUGUGACAGUUGUCUGGUUUGCCAACAUUACAAAUCAUAUAAUUUCAGUGCUGCAGAUAUACAACCCUGUAUCUUAUAGACUUGUAAGACACAUAUGAAGAAAAGAAAAACCUCAUCAAGGAUUUAUGAAAGAAACUAAAGUCAAAUUAAAAUGUUUAAAACCUUUCUUCUCAAAGUGAAGCAGGGACACAGGAAUGCUACAGAACUGUACACUGAGUUCACUCCACUUUAAAUUGAAUUUAGUGUUUUGUUCCCGACGACCUGAAGCAACAUUUAGCUCGGAUUAAUCAACACAACAACAGAAAAAGGAAACAUUAAACAGGGAACAAAGACAAGUUUCCUGGAGCUUAACCUUUUUUGGUGCACAACUCAUUCAUCAUGUGACCGUUACUCACAUCACUUCAGUGUGGAGUGCACAAAGUCUGACACGUGUGUAUGAGUGUGUGUGAGUGUUUAGUUUUGAGAUGGUACUCCUGUUGUGGGGACUUAAAUUUGACAAAACACUCACAUAAUGGGGACUUCUCUUCUAUAUGGGGACAUAUCAAGUCCUCAUAAUGUAAAUGAUUACAUUUUAAAGUGAAGACCUGUCAUAUUGUUAGGAUGAGGUCAGAGUUAGAUUCAUGUUGAGUUCAGGAUUAGGGUUAGGCCUGUAGAAGUUAGGAUUAAGGUUAGAAUGCGUUUCAAGCCAAUGUCCUCUGAAGUCAUGGAAACCACACUAUAUGUGUGUGUGUGUUUUGAAUCAGUUUGACAGUCAAACAAAGCUGACAUUCAGCUAAGCUUGUGUCUGUCCUCCACACUCCACUGCUUGUUCCUUCACUGGAGGAGGGAAAAAAGGGCCUGAUUGACUUUUAAUGUUGUACACUACACUACAAACAAAGAUCCAUGCACAGUGCAAUCCUGUGUGAAUUCAUUUUACUGCAAAUGUAUUGUCCCUCACAAUUAUAUCACAUAGAUACACACUCUCUCUCCUUGCUGUUACGGGUCAGGUAAGGUUAGUUUCCGUGUAAUGUUAUUAUUGAUACAGCAGGUGAGGCAGCGUGUUCUUUAUUUGAUCAAACUUUUCAGGCUUUUCAUCUGGAGAAUGUGAAGAAACAAUAACAUUCCCUCCCUCCAUACACACCCACAGGCACAUUGUUCUUCACUGUAAACCUGCAGAGCUCAGCUCGCACCUCCUGUGAUGAUUAUUAUCUCAACAAAAUGUACAAGAGCUGAGCAACUCAUGACGCCUCAUCGCAGCAAAAACUGGUGAAAACCUGCCAUCUAGUGUUGAAUAUGAGUGCUUGCAAAACUCUGGAGCAAUAGUGAAAAGAUGGAUUACAAUAAAGGCCAGGGAGAAUGCAGAUGCUGUUUUAACCCAUCUACAUUAUAAAAUAAAAUAGAAAAAUAAAUCACAUAUUUAGUUAACAAAUUUUAACCUUUUUAUGAAAUUGUAUUAACUUUAGAGAGAAGCACAGCUGAACAAACUGCUGCUUUAACUGAUCCACACUGGACACAAUGAUCCACACGACAACCACACGAUGAUGAUUCACAGCAGUGUUAGUGGUUCAGGCUCUUGUGUGAAACACUGACACACCUUACAGACACAUACAGAGAAUAAUAAUGAUGAUGUAAGCUGACAGGACAAUGGUGGACACAUCAUGUAGCAGGUGACCUGCUAAUAAAGUGAGAACGCACUCACUUCCUGUUGCCACUAGGUGAUGAUGUGUCUGAGACUGGGACUUUUAAGAGUCUAACAUGUGCAGAAAAACACUUCAAAUGUGAAAACCAAACAAAAAAUUUCAUAUCAACAAAGUUUUACAACUGACUUCACAACUGACUUCAACACACUCACUUCCUGUUGCCACUAGGUGAUGAUGUGUCUGAGACUGGGACUUUUAAGAGUCUAACAUGUGCAGAAAAACACUUGUUAGAAGCCAAACAAAAAAUUUCAUAUCAACAAAGUUUUACAACUGACUUCAUUUGAAGUGGAUUGGACCCAGUUGUUAGGAUAAGUUUGUUAAGCGGUCCAAAAAUAGUUGAUGAAUAAAUAAAUUAAUACAUUAAAUAAUGGUGGAUUUUGACACAGACAGUCAUUUAAAACACCCAUGCAGAAGACCCAUAAAAUACUAUAAAUAUAAUAUUUAUUUAUGAUUGUUUGCUGGACUGGGCACAAAACUGAAUUUUCGAACAUAUUUAGACCCUAAAAUGUGUCAAUGACAUGAGAGCAAAUAUUGAAUCUAUUCAUAUAUUAUCUAAUCAUAUUACUUUAAUAGGAAACACAAUAGAAACACUUUUCAGUGCUCAGGCGCUAAUAAUGCGUAUAAAAUGAGUAUAAAACAUGAAAUAUUAAAUAAAAACUGAGGUUUGGAAAAUCCAUUACUAUGUUUAAUUGUUUUCAAAUUCUUUCAUUAUCUCUCUCAAUUCAACUCAUCUCUUUUAAGAAGCUUAUUAUAACCUCUAACCACCUGCACACUGGUAUAUAUAAAAUAUGUUUUUUUUUAUUGGAAAAAAAUGACACAAAGAGAAAAGACAGCAAUAGGAACUACAGUGGUCAAGACGCAACAUUCAAACACUAAAAUAGACAGAGAAACUAAGUAAACAGAGAAGUAAAAUAAAAUAAAUAAAUAGAUAAAAAAGCAGGGGGGAUUCAAGAAGGGCUGCCAUCUAGUGUAAAAUUAUCAGAGUCAGCCCUCAGAGAGUAUUUAAUCUUUCCUAAUUUUAGAUAAGACAUGACAUCCCUAAGCCAAUGAUUAAUGGAGGGCGCUUUGGAUUUCCUGUAUUCAUUUUCUUUGUACAUAUGUUUUAUUAUCCUAUGUUUUAAUGUGCCAGGGGUUUAAUGUGAUUUGAGUGUCCUGAUUGGCAUUAUUAUAAAAACACCAACAAGAAAAAGAAGUUACAGAGUUGAAUUCAGGUGGCAAUAUCAUCACAGACUGACAAAAUAAGACAUAACAUACUUAAAGGGUUAAGAGGAGGGUCAGCAAAACAAAGAAAGGACACAAUUUAGUCUGAUAAAUGGAUAAAUAAACUGAUAUAAACCAGGCAAACACAUUACGCUGACACUUUUAUUGUGUCUCUGUGUGUGACAUAACUACACUGAACGCCCUCAGGAAAAGUCCAAAUGUAAUAAACACCACCUGUUUAGUGACCAGCAUGAGCACAAACACAUUAAAUGAUAUGAGUCAGGCUCUUGUAAUGUGUCACAUAUGUGUCUCACAGCAAACAACAGCAGUGCCCGCUGACGCAGCGUCAGGAGGCUGCGGCCGCUCGCUGAGCGAGCAGCAGCAGCAUGAGGAGGAGGAGGAGGCUGGGAGGUUAUUGUGAAGAAGGAGAAGCAUCUGAGUCCAAGGACAACUUGAGAAAAAGAGGCACACACCCAGAGCUCAGUGAUCCGUGAAGGAGGACACAAGGCCAUGGCCUCCUGGUUCAGCUGGAAUGAGCCGUAUUACCGGAGUGCCCGGCGUGAUCCGGCUGACGUGGUCAGCGACACCCUGAUGCUGGAGUUCAGCUGGCAGCUGAAGGAGGCCGAGAGGCAUCAGAGGGACAGGGAGAACGAGUACCGGCGCAUCAAGACCGGAGUGGACUACAGCUGGCUGGCCAACACGCCUCGCUCCUCCUACAGCGUCAGCACCGGGGAGAGGCUGGGCCUGGAGGACCUCUGCUCCAAGGUGCCGCCGUCCUGCUGUGGACUGGUCAUACUUAAGUUCAGAGAGGUCAUGCAGGCCAAUGAGCCCGAGGUGCAGGAGGUGUCUGGCCUGUUCCGCUCCGUCCUCCUCGAGGCUCUGGACCACCUGAAGGAGGAGCAGGAGGCGCAGCGGCUCGCUCGCCAGUGGAACAACAAGCGUGCCAUGAGCAUGUCCCUCGUGAACUUCAGGUCCCGCAUCAGGAUCAACCCGUUCGGGAGCACGCUGGGCCUGACCUCAGCCGUAUCCGACGGGGCGGGGCUGAGCGACCUCAAGACGGUGUCAGGGGACGUGGAGAGAGGGAUGGAGGGGGAGGGGAGAGUGUGGAGCAUGCCUGACUUCAGAUACAAAGGAGCGAGCAGCAGUAGGGUCGUUUGAUGUGAGGCCUUCACGAGACAUGGUGGUUCUUCUGAUGCUGAUCUAUAGGAUGUAAAUGCUGGUGUGCACCAAGGAAGAGAGGAUAAAUCCCGUCAUCCAUUUUUUUGUAUGAGACCCCUCAGCAUUGAAUCUUUGCAGUCAUUCCCAGAGACUGUGUCGGGACUCACAGAUAAGACCUAGAUUAGAGACAAGAUUUUUUUUCCAGCCUUUUAGUUAAGAAACAUCCAUCUUAAUGUAUAUCAUUAAGUUGCAAUUCAUUUCUCAAACAUUUAUCUCAUGGAAAUGGGUGGUUUAUUUUGUACUCAAAAAUGUUACAUUUCACACAGCGACAUUACAGUGAUGCCUUCAUCCAUUUUUUUUGGCAUCUAAAGCACAAAGAUAAACUUACUGUAGCCUGCUAGUUUUACUUAAUUCAAAGGCAUUGCUGUUGCAAGAGGAACUGGUUAUAUUACUGUAUGUCAGACUACACCACUGAGAAGAGGAGAAUGUUAUUUUAAUUUUAUUAGAUUUGUGUAUGUUCCUCACUGUUGUAAAAAGAAAUAUUCACAGUAAUCAACGUUCACAUUCACGUCAUUUAAAGAGUGAGUCACACUCUCUCCACUCAGACUGUGUCACUAUUGUUCAUCAUUCAAGGUCAGAGAGAACUGAAAGCUUUCCAUCUGUGGUCAUCACCUGCAAGGUGGCGUCGCAGAAGAAAACGAUGCAAAGAAAUGACUGAGGAAUGUUUCAAUGACGCACUUCCACGUAAAAUCUUUCCAGCAGUUUAUUGCCGUUUUUCUUCACAGCAAAAUACAACAGUACAUGACAGGUUAAUGCUCCAUAAUCAUUUUUAUACAAGUGGAGACAUUAAUGGUAACUGUGUUUUGUAUUUCAAAUUGAUAAAAAAUAAACGACUCAUGAACGCA